GACACAUCUCACUGCCGCCGCGAUCCCGUCAUCAUCUUCAUCCUACCCAGAAGCCAAUUUCAAAACCUACACACUUCUUCUCUCUAUUCCUCGCCCAAUCCAUUUCCAUUUUCAUCGGACGAGUGGUGAAGAUGUUGGACAAGGAGAUGAACCGGAGCGGCGCCGAAUUCGAUGGCGGCGAUAGGUUUACCCGGGGAGGAUGAUGCCCUCGGAAUCGGAGAGGCGGGCAAGAGUUUCAAGAUCCGGAAGAAUCUCCAACGGGAGUUACAGCGACAGUUGGAGCGCCUCUUUUUAUUCUGCCGAAGCGGAAACUCGAAAUCAUAUGAGAAGAAGAGUUAGGCGACGGCGGCGGCUCGAAUUGUGGAUUGGGGUAAGUUUGGGAAGAUCGAGAGGCUGGGAUCGAACACUGCCACGUCAGGUGCGAGCAAGUCCAAGAUCUACAUCGCCAUGGAGCUCGUUCGCGACGGCGAGGUCUUCUCCAAGGUCGCCAGAGGCCGGCUGAGGGAAGACGCCGCUAGGAUUUACUUCCAGCAAUUGAUCUCCGCCAUCGAUUUCUGCCACAGCCGCGACAUCUACCACCUAGAUCUGAACCCAGAGAACCUCCUCCUCCUCCCCUUUAAAGACGACAAUCUGGUCGCCAUGUAUAGAAAAAUCUACAGGGGAGACUUCAAAUGUCCGCCGUGGUUUCCUCCGAGUCCCGCCGCCUCGUCACCAAGCUUCUCUACCCCAAUCCGGCGAGCCGAAUCACCAUCUUGAAGGUCAUGGAGUCGUCCUGGUUCAGAAAAUCCAUCCCCAAAACCGUACGCAGCAAGGAGGAGAUCGAAUUCGACGCGUUCGAUUGCAAAGAAGACGAAGCGAAAUCGGAGAAUUCGAAGGAGACCCUGAACGCGUUCCACAUCAUUUCUCGGUGCGAAGGGUUCGAUCUCUCGCCGCUGUUCGAGGAGAAGACGAGGAUGGAGAAGGAAGAGCUGAGAUUCGCCACGACUCGACCGGCGAGCAGCCUGAUUUCGAGGCUGGAAGAGGUCGGGAAAGCGGGGAAUUCAGCGUGAAGAAGAGCGAGACGAAGGGGAGGUGAACAUGCGGUGUUGGUGAUGGAGAGAAAGAUAAUUUUGUUUUUUAUUUUUAUAAUUUUUUAUUUAAUUGUAAAAAGAUAGAAUUUUGUUUAUUUUCCACUUACAUUAUUUUUGAAUAAAAUAUGUCACGUCAAUCGAUGUCGUUUGUCCAGUCACCACGUUAACUAACACCGUCAAACAAUUGGACGGAAGUGGCUAUUUCUGGUACCAAAAGUUGCUAUAUUUGACAAAACCGUCAAAGUUUUGGCUAUACAGGUGAAUUUGGCCAUUAAAAUAUGACUUUCACGAAAUAUUGAAGGGUAUAAAAGUAUUUUUAUGAAAAAUUUGAUUGCUAAUUUAGUGUUUGAGUGCUGCUAUUAUUAUUAUUAUCGUGAAAAUAAUUUCUCAAAGCUAAUGAGUACAGUAACUCCUAGCAUGACGAACUUGCUUAAUUAAUAUAAUAUCGCGAUUUUGAAAAGCAUGUUCUAAUAUCAAAAGUUAUCACGAAACUAGUUUAAUUUAUUUGUCAAUACAUGUAAAUUUUGGAGCAAAAUGGAAAGAUAGAGGAAGGAAAUCUAGUCGAGAUCGGGGUUUACCAAAUCAAAUCAUGGAUCUAAUUCACUUUUCAAUUUGUGUUCGCAACUCACUCGACAACUCUCCCGACUCCAUAACAAGAUCCAACUCUCAACUCUAGUUUUGAAAACAGCAUCCCCUUCUUCAUUCAUAAACCACAUUCCGCCACAUAGAGGAGACUGGAGACGAUCGUGUUUCUAUAUGAUUUUAUGUUAAAUUCAUGACGUUAUGAUGCAAGCUAUAUUAUUUACUUGGACUUAUGGUAUCAAAAUCACGCAUGUGUCGGAAAAAGAACAAUGAAACAAAGGUUCCCAAAACCAACACUCGACACCUCAUGCAAAGCCUUACCUUUUUUCUAUGUAAUGUAACUAUAGUCGUGGUCAUUAGUUUGUAGCUCUCACUAGACCUUCAUAAGAGUAAAAUAAGUUAACAUAAUUUGGUUCAAAAAAUGCCAUUAAACACCCUCAUUCGAAAUUUGUUAGAAGAGGUAAGAACCGUGUAAUUGAUUGUUGUCCAAAUCAGUCAAAUGUGCUUACAUACGUAUCAACACAAGCAUUUCUCGCAAAAAAACAAUAAGAUAACCAAUUUUAAAAUUAUUUAUUUGAUGGAUCUUCACAUAAGCAUUAAGGCUUUGCAAAUCGCUAUUUUGAAAUACAAUAACUCAACUAAGGUUUAAGUGCAUGAGUUAAAAUUAAUAAUCGCAUAUGUAGAGCAGGAUGUACAUGUGAUUAACCUACUAGUCUGUUAUGUUCAUUUAAUUUAAAGUUUAAACCAAUCUCUUAUGCAAUAGUCACCACAUUAUCUCUUUGUAUAAUGUAGUUAAACACUCUCGUUUGGAGAAUUGGAGUCUAAAUCUAUAGAUUCUAGAUAAUCCAAAGAUUUUAACUCUCCGGAUUGUUGAAAAAAGAUUUGAAAAUGUU
This is a messenger RNA of Linum trigynum, 2545 nucleotides long. Lineage: Eukaryota; Viridiplantae; Streptophyta; Magnoliopsida; Malpighiales; Linaceae. The record is from the annotation of a GenBank genome assembly.